CUGAACUUAUUUUUUAAUUGAAAUAAAAUCUAAUAAAUUUGAAUUUGAAUUUGAAUUCUUGUCCAUUAUUGGUUGUUGGCCGUGUUGUGCAUAUAAAUAAGCAUUAUUUAGCAGUAAUUUCUGAUUUGUGUGUUUAACCUGGUGGGUAAAAUAACAAUAUUCAUCCAAAAUUCGAAUGUCAUUUUGGUCACCGAAAAAAGAUGGCCGACGUCCAGCGAUCAACAACAACAUCAAAGCAGCCAAUAUCGAUAUGAAUGAAAUUCAAAUGAAAUUACCAUCUGCCAAUCAUAUGAUGGAUCAUAUCUAUUCGGCUGUAACGAAUUUGACACAAAAUAUUCCUCGUCCAAUGAAAAAUGUUCUCAAUCGUAUGAUGCCCAAAAAGCAACAACAACAACAACGAAAAUCAAAUCGUUCGACGGCAACAACAACAAUUCCUGUGGUCAAAUCACCGGCAACAGUUUCAUCUGUUCACAGUCGAAAAAAUGUUCGUGAACCAUCACAGAAAUAUGUUCGUCUAAGUUAUCAUAGAUCAACAGUAUCGAUGGUUGAAACGAAAAACAUGGCCUACAUUCUUCCCAUUGGUUCGGUAUCGAAUAUUUAUGAAAAGCUUUAUGAUUGUUGCUGUUUUUUCAUCCAUUGUCCUGUUCAUGAAAAGGUAUGCAUAUUGAAAUCAUCAUCAUCACCAUUCAUAUGGUUACCGUGUGUCGUUGCACAAUGGCCACAGAAAAAUUGCUGGAUCAAAUCAGCCAAAGAAAGCGUUUCAUGGAUAUUCGCCAAUGAAUCGGCAAAUCGAUAUGAAUACCUUAAGAAUCAUCCAUUCUACAGCCACAUUCGAUUGAUUGAAAUCCUUCGAUUACAAUUACCACAGACAAAUCGAUUCAUUACACGAUUAGCAUUCUAUGUACGUCUCGAUUCAAACAUUGAACAAUCGCCUGAUAAAUUUGUUUGCUGCCAAACCAGUGAUCGUCUUGAUUGGCUUGAUUUAAAUCACGUUCGAGAUGGUUCUGUGGAAAAUCUUUGGGGGCCAGAACUAGUCAAAUUUUGUCCCCCGGCCAAUAUCAAUCCACAUAUGAUUGCGCAAAAGAUUGAAGAAUUUAGUUCAAAUCAGGUAUUCCAUUUCGUUUCUAAAGACGGUAUACCGAGAAACAUUGAAGAAUCGUGGCUAAAAUCCGUGAAAGUGACCGAAAAUGAUGUUGAACGAUUGUAUUAUGAAUUCUUGGAACAUUGUUAUCCUAGUUAUUAUAUGACAUCCGAUUCGUUUCGUCAAUGUUUACUCAGGCUUGGCCUGGAUUUACCGGAUUUGAAUUUGGAUCGUUUAUUCAUUGCAUUCAAUUACAUGAAGAAUGGUUUUCUUUGCUUUCAUGAACUAUUACUCGGUUUGGUCGCUUUGGAACAGGAUACACCACAUGAUGAAGUACGCAUUAAAUUCGUAUUUCGUUAUUAUGAUACGAAACAAAAUGGUGUCCUGUAUGAAGAAGACAUGAAAAGAAUGCUUAGAGACCUUUACAAUAUCACGUGUGGUGAUAAAAAGUUACGUGGCGAUCCAUUGGAACAGAAAACUCGUGAAGCAAUGGAAUUAUUUCAGGCACAAUCGGUUGGAAAAGGAAAUCGCGCGAAACAGGCGAUUACGUGGCGAAAAUUUUUGACCAUCAUUGCAACACAUCAAUUUCGUGGUACAUCAUUGUUGUGUCGAUCAAAAAAAUCGAUAUUCGAUCAUAUUACGAAACGUAUAACAACAACUCAAUCGGCAAAUCAAUCAUCUAAGCAAGAAUCGGCAUCAUCAGUACUUCGAUUGGUUGUUCAGCGCAAAUAUCAGAAUGAAAUCUGUCAAUCAUGCCGAUCGAAACGUUAUAAAUUAUCACCGAUUCAAAUACACAUCAAUCAGGAUGGUUACUAUGAUCGAUGUGAACUUGUAAGGCAUGAGAAUAAUAAAGCGAAAAGUGAUUCACCACAACGAAAAUCAGCAUUGGUAGAUAUACAACGAAUUCAUCUUUUAGAACCAGAAUAUCCGGCAAAUUUUUUCCUACGUAAAAUACGUGAAUUUAAUCAUACAAAAAGAUUCAUUGAUGGAUUCAUGGUGAAUGAACGUGAGCGAUUGUUUCAAAUGUUUCAGAUGAUGGCCGAUGAAUUGGAACCAAUGCUACAGAAAGAACAACGUGUAAAACAAUUAAAUUCACCAUGUUUUAUCAUUGGUGACAUACAUGGUAAUCUUGAAGAUCUUAUGUCAUUAGAGAUGACAAUUUGGAAACAAUUUCCAGCCGCUGGUGUACAUUAUCUAUUCCUUGGCGAUUAUGUUGAUCGUGGUCGUUGGAGUAUUGAAUGUGCACUUUAUCUGUUUUCGAUGAAAGUUUUGAUGCCAAAAAUGAUCACAUUACUAAGAGGAAAUCAUGAAAUUCGUGAAAUACAAAACAAAUACACAUAUCGACGUGAACUAUGGCAAAAAUAUGAUCAAGUUUAUGGACAAAGAUUUUGGGAUCUAACCAAUCGUCUGUUUGAUAGGCUACCACUGAGUGCUACCAUUGAUGAGACGAUAUUCUGUUCACAUGGUGGUAUUCCACAUCAGGUAACACGUUUGACCGAUCUGGAAAAACGAAUACCGCCCAUCGUAAUGAGUCCAGAAUCGGAUUGUCCCGUUGCAUGGGAAAUAAUGUGGUCGGAUCCAAUAAAUCAAGAACAUUUUAUGACCAUACAGAAUCUCUAUCAAAUUCGUAAUGAAAAUCUACGACAAGGAUAUCUGCCCAAUACGAAACGUGGUACAGCAUUUUAUUUCAAUGAACGUGCAUUGGAUAAUUUUUUCGCCGAAAAUCGUCUCACACAUUUGAUUCGGGCACAUGAAGUACCUAAACUUGGAUUCAUGAUACAUUUUGGCCAAAAAUGUGUCACCAUUUUUUCCUGCUCACAUUAUUGUGGCAAUGACAAUGAAUGCUGUGUUUUAUUUGCUCAUCAAGAAAAAAUUCGUGUCAUUCGUAUCGAUACGACCGCUAAUCAACCGGCUACCGAUCAAUUUCAACAGCAAUCAAUCAUUCGAUGAACAACAAUCAAU
Molecule: messenger RNA, 3043 nt
Organism: Dermatophagoides farinae (American house dust mite)
Lineage: Eukaryota; Metazoa; Arthropoda; Arachnida; Sarcoptiformes; Pyroglyphidae
Source: RefSeq, a predicted model, not a curated record